Molecule: messenger RNA, 749 nt
Organism: Lolium perenne
Lineage: Eukaryota; Viridiplantae; Streptophyta; Magnoliopsida; Poales; Poaceae
Source: RefSeq, a predicted model, not a curated record
GCUCAAUGGACUCCGGAAAUUUAUGGAGACGGCGGAGCAGCACUGGGACUUGCUCAAUGAGAACAUCUUGGAGCCGCUUGGGUACCCGGAACAGCGCCGGAAUUUGUUCCCACGGGACGACCUUCUGCAACUCGCGGGCGAUGACUGCAAGGAUCUCAUCUCCGCCUCCCGCAAGAUAUGCUAUAACUUGAACAUCAAGAGGAGCCGCACUUGCGACGUGCGCAAGCUUAUUGGUAAGAUGGAUGUUUUGCCGGAGCUGGUGACGGAUCUGCAAGCAUCUUCAGCCCGAGGCGCAGCUGCAAUGGCCUUGACCAUGUGCCUAGCACAUACUCCGGGUCUUGAUCUUGAUGAAGUGACCACGGGCGUUCCUCCGGAUGCGGAUGUCGGCGCGCUGCUGGAUGCAGUGAGCGGCUACGACACCCGUAUCGCGCGCAGGAUCCGGCACGAGGAAUUCUACGACAAGGUCGUCCUCGCUGCUGACGAGCCCUUAGAAGCGGAACUUCAGAAGGAACUCGACGCCAAGGCGCGACCUGCGGAAUCCGGAGCCCAGUUUACCUGGACCAGCUCCAAGGAUGCUCCCCAAGAGGAACCCAAGACCAGCACUGCUGCCUCUGAAGAAAAAGAAAGUGAAGAAGACGUGUCUUCUCCGGCCGAAGGCGCCAAGGAACAGGAUCCAGAGGGCAAGACUUCUCCGGCUAAGGGGGAGUGAAAACUUUUAUUCCUGCGGGAAAAACAAUGCAUCAUUUUGG